Nicotiana tabacum (common tobacco) is the source of this 516-nucleotide messenger RNA. The record is from RefSeq and is a predicted model, not a curated record. NCBI's taxonomy places the organism in Eukaryota, Viridiplantae, Streptophyta, Magnoliopsida, Solanales, Solanaceae.
AUGACACAUCCAUCCUUUCGAAGCAUUUGCUAUAUCUCCAGAGUAGAGUACGUAGUAGUCUCAGCUAUUCAAAUCAUUUCGAACUUUCUGCUACUCUGCACACCAGAAAAUGAGAGAAUUACGAUACGACAGGUUGAACUUGCAGCAAUGAAGAUUCCCGCAUUGAAGUUUAAAAGUUCCACCGAUCCAAUUGAAUGUGAAGAUUUCCUUGACAGCGUUGUCGAAAAACGAUUAUCUGAUCCAGCAGCAGAUCCUUUUGCUAAAGACUGUCUUUUGCUAUGCAAACAAGUGUACGAGAAUGCAGAUGAUGCAAUGAAAAAACCAAUUGAAGAUGUUAAUAGAGGAUCUUAUUACAGUGCUAAUGUUGAUCUUAGUGCAUUGACUACUGAUUUAGAAACUUGUAUCGAUUGUAUUAAGGAGAUAUAUGGUGAUGAUCAAGAAUUCAUGUCAUUUGAUGAUUGGGCAGGCAAAAUUACUGAAGAUGCCUUGGAAAAAAUUGUCGGCUUUAGCAGUUAA